Molecule: messenger RNA, 1797 nt
Organism: Fraxinus pennsylvanica
Lineage: Eukaryota; Viridiplantae; Streptophyta; Magnoliopsida; Lamiales; Oleaceae
Source: the annotation of a GenBank genome assembly
AUGCUUAGUACUGAUGACAAAGCUAGGGAAGAAGAGAAUAAGAAGCUGGAAGCUCCCAAAGUGGCUUCUUUUAAUCUUAAUGAUUUUACAAUAAUCAAAGAAGGGGAGGCAGAGAUUUUAAUGCACGCCAAAAAUGAAGUCUUUUUCAAUAAAACUCAGGUUAAUAAUCGAGAUAUGUCCAUUGCUGUUUUGAGGACAUUUGUAUCGAAAUACAAGCAAGAGCAUGAAGCCCUAUCAUCUAAAAGAUUGAAAACUAGACCGAAAGCUUCAGAUGUGUCCACCAUUGAGGUGGAAGCUACCAUGGAUUCUGUGACUCCUAAUGAGAACUCCAAUGGUAAUUGUCAUGUCUCAAAAGAAAUAUCCCAAGAUGAAACCAGCAGCAUCCCGGAAGAACAAUCCUCAAACCAAGCGGGAAAGGGCCAUGGAGAACUGAAGUCACCACGAGUUCUGGAGGCUUUAUCAGCUUCUGGGCUCAGAGCUUUAAGAUAUGCACGUGAGGUUGAUGGGAUUGGUCAAGUUGUGGCCUUGGACAACGAUAAAGUUUCUGUUGAAGCUUGCAGGAGAAACAUAAAAUUUAAUGGUUCAGUGGCAUGCUCAAAAGUGGAGUCGCACCUUGCUGAUGCUCGAGUUUACAUGCUCACCCACCCAAAAGAAUUUGAAGUGGUUGAUCUUGACCCUUAUGGUUCUCCGUCUGUUUUUCUGGACUCUGCUGUUCAAUCAGUUGUUGAUGGGGGCAUGUUGAUGUGCACUGCAACUGAUAUGGCUGUCCUUUGUGGGGGUAAUGGGGAGGUCUGCUAUUCCAAGUAUGGCUCUUAUCCAUUGAGAGGAAAAUAUUGCCAUGAGAUGGCUUUGAGAAUCCUUCUUGCUUGCAUUGAGAGUCAUGCAAAUCGGUACAAGCGGUACAUUGUUCCAGUGUUAUCCGUUCAGAUGGAUUUCUAUGUUCGCGUAUUUGUUCGUGUAUAUUCUUCAGCAGGUGCAAUGAAGAACACUCCUUUAAAGCUUUCAUAUGUUUAUCAGUGCAUUGGUUGUGAUUCUUUUCAUCUCCAGCCAAUCGGAAGGACGGUAUCCAAGAAUACCAGUGUCAGAUAUCUCCCCGGAUUUGGCCCUGCUGUGCCCCAGGAGUGCAGUGAUUGUGGAAAGAAAUAUAACAUGGGUGGGCCCAUUUGGUCUGCUCCCAUCCACGAUCACGAAUGGGUGACUUCCAUUCUAGCAGAUGUUAAAUCCAUGAAAGAUCGUUAUCCAGCUUAUGAUAGAAUAUCAGCUGUAUUGACGACGAUUUCAGAGGAAUUGCCUGAUGUUCCUCUAUUUCUGAGUUUGCACAAUCUCUGUGCAACAUUGAAAUGCACGUCUCCGUCUGCAGUUAUAUUUCGCUCUGCCGUUAUCAAUGCUGGAUAUCAUAUAUCUGGAACUCAUGUAAACCCAUUGGGAUUGAAAACAGAUGCUCCUAUGGAUGUGAUAUGGGAUAUCAUGCGCUGCUGGGUCAAAAAUCACCCUGUGAAAGCUCAGCCACCCGAUCAGGCUGGUAGUGUUAUACUUGCAAAGGAACCUGUUCUGCAGGCUAAUUUUGCAAGAGCUGUAGCGUCUCUUAGCAAAGCACAAGCCAAAAAGGUUGCACGAUUCCUUCCGAAUCCUGAAAGACAUUGGGGACCAAAGCUCAGGGCUGGUCGUCAGAUCACCAGCAAGCACGUUUCUCUUUUGGGUCCCGAGGCGGUAAAUGGCAUAAACAACCACGAAGAAGCUGAAGAGCCCCCUACCAAGCAGACGCUAAGCAAUGGUUCAUGUUCUAUUCAAUCGUGA